AUGUUCAAAUCCUUGCUCAUUACAACCUUCCUCGUGUUGGGUGUUUUGAUUUGCACCAAAACCGACAUGGUGCUUUCAGACAUUCCAGUUCACUGUCUCUUCCAUCAAGUCUUUGGCGAUUGGAAAUUUACUUUGACUCCAAUGCAAUAUUCCAAUGAUGUCGUUCAUAAUACUUGUUCCAUGACCUCUCCUUUGCCAAACACCGCCAACACAACGUUAAAUUUGAGAUUGUUGGCUCCCGAUGUCGUUUAUGAUGAAAAGGGUAAUCAAGGCUUUUGGACUUUGAUUUAUGAUCAAGGAAUGGAAAUUUUCAUCAACAAACAAAAGUACUUUGCAUUCUUUAAUUAUACACAAAAAGGACAAGUUGUUACCAGCAAUUGCGGUCAAACUUUCACUGGAUGGUAUCACGAUGCUGUUAUUGCGGCCAAACGUUUUGGCUGUUUCAGAGGUGUUCGAGUUGGUGCCCCUUCUGAAUCUGUGAGUACACAUAUUGAGCCAGUUAGAACCAACUUGCAUGAAAAGGUCUUUGUGAACAAUCCAGAGAAAAUUAAUAGCAUUAAUAAGAGUCAAAAACUCUGGAAGGCAAAAGCUUAUCCACAAUUUGAAGGCAAGACUUUUGCUGAGUUGAGAAGAAUUGCUGGUCGUCAUGUUCCUAAAUUCAGAAAGGAUGCAUUGAAGAUUCAAAAACAAAAAUUCCAAUCCAUGUCCCCAACUCAAACUCGUCAAAGAGGUCAAAAGAAAAUUAUCUCUGAGGAAGAUAUUAAGGCUCUCCCAACUGAAUUUAGCUGGACCAAUGUCAAUGGAAAGGAUUUUGUUGUACCUGUAAGAAAUCAAGGACAAUGUGGUUCAUGCUAUGCCUUUUCCACAAGUGACAUGUUUGGAAGUAGAGUUCGAGUGGCUACCAACGGUACCAAGCAACCUGUGUAUUCACCACAAGAUAUUGUCGACUGCUCUGCAUAUUCACAAGGAUGUGAUGGAGGUUUUAUGUAUUUGGUAUCCAAGUAUGCUGAAGAUUAUGGUUUGACUCUAGAGAGUUGUGAUCCAUAUCUUGGACAAGAUGGUACUUGUCGUAAUUACUGUCCAGCCAGUAAGAGAGAUUAUGGUACAAACUAUGCUUAUUGUGGCGGUUUCUAUGGUGCCACCAAUGAAAAGAAUAUGAUGUAUGAUUUGUAUCAUGGAGGCCCUCUUGCUAUUGCAUUUGAAGUGUAUGAUGACUUCUUCAAUUAUCACUCUGGCGUUUACACUCACAAAACAGCUACUGAUUUGAAGAUCAAUGACCCUCAUUGGGAACAAACCAACCAUGCUGUGUUACUCGUUGGUUGGGGAGUUGAAAAUGGAACACCAUAUUGGCUUGUGAAAAACUCAUGGGGUGUUGACUGGGGCAUUAAUGGUUAUUUCAAGAUUAAGAGAGGAGUCGAUGAGUGUGACUGUGAAAGUGAGGCUGUAGCAGCAGAUCCAGUUCUCUAA
Naegleria fowleri is the source of this 1467-nucleotide messenger RNA. RefSeq lists its product as uncharacterized. The record is from RefSeq and is a predicted model, not a curated record. Gene Ontology annotation, cellular component: lysosome. NCBI's taxonomy places the organism in Eukaryota, Heterolobosea, Eutetramitea, Acrasida, Naegleriidae. Gene Ontology annotation, molecular function: cysteine-type endopeptidase activity. The coding region runs from base 1 to 1467 and encodes 488 amino acids. The transcript is spliced from 6 exons.